GGCUUCCAUUUUCACAGUUCGACGCCCAUGUUGAGUUUUCGUCUCAAUGUCGCCGGUCUAGUGUUUCGGUCGACAAACAAUAUUACUUCUUUUUCAUUUCCAUUUUUUUUCCCCCCGUAGAAGUAAAUUAGGAAUUAAGACACGAAUAAUAUAGGAUAAUAGGAUUUCAGAAAUUGAAUAUUGUGGGAAGUGAAGUUUCCACUUUGAGGAGUGGCGCAGCCGUGUAAGAGAGAGAGAAAAUGGCCGCCAACACGACUCAGCAAAGCCAGCUUGCUAGUUGGUCUCAGCAGUAUAGUGGUGGAGGUUCUGGGUCUGAUACUACAGUCCAUGAAAAUCCAGAAUGGGAGAAAGCUCGUCAGGCUUUAGCUUCCAUCAGCAAGAACACCAAUACUUCUGCCAAAAAUGUUGCAGUGGGGCAGAGUCAGGCACAGGGCCAGCAGUAUUCUGCUGCUGCUGGGGAUUCAGUAGCCUUACAGCAACAGCAAUAUUUCCAGUGGUACCAGCAACAGCAGCAGCAGUACAGUGGAUAUGCCUACUCCUACAACUAUUAUUACCAGAUGCCUGCAUAUGCUAGUGGUUACCCACAGCAGGGUCAGUAUGCAGUGUCUGCGACAUAUGGAUCACAAGCAACCCCUACCACACCCACUGGACAGCCUCCUUUGCCACCAAUGGAUGAGUCUUUCCAGUCUCAGUCACAGCCAACUACCCCAACAACUCCACAGCCUGCUACUCCUAAUCAACAUUCAGGAUCUGUGGGGCAAAAUGACUUAUCCCAGCAUCAUUCUCAAAAUGCACUAGGUCAUCUGUCUUACCACAGUUCUCAGCCUGGUUCAGUUCAGUACCAGAGUUACCAGAAUUCUGCUGCCGGCUCCCAGCAAGGAUACCAGAAUACAGGCACAGGUUCUCAUGAAUACAGCAACAGUAAUCAGGGGAGUGGACCUGGCAACUCAGGACAGCAUCAUUAUCAAAACUCAAAUUCUGCAUCACAGAACUCCAACCAGCAUCUUGCAUAUAACCAGAACUCAAAUUCUGGUUAUCAGAAUUCUGGAGGCAACCAGCAAUUUCCCCAUCAGCAGCAAAAUCCAUUUUCAGAUGUUUCCAGCAAAAAGAAUAAAGGGGGGCAGCAGCUCUGGCAUAGAAUGAAGCAGGCCCCAGGAGCUGGUGGAGUGAAGUUCAACAUUCAGAAACGUCCAUAUGUGCUAACAAAUCAGUCGUUUGCCUCGUCUGAGCAAAAUAAUGCAAUGGCCACUUCACCGUCUCAGAACAACGUGACAACAGCAAAGCCAGAAGACUGGCCACAAGCCAUGAAAGAAUAUGUUCAGCGUUGUUUUACUGCUUGCGAGUCUGAAGAGGAUAAGGAUCGCACAGAAAAGGUUCUGAAGGAAGUCUUGCAGGGGAGGUUGCAGGAUGGCUCAGCCUAUACUAUUGAUUGGAGCAGAGAACCUUUGCCAGAGUUGAAAAAGAACAGAUGGGAAACUGUGUCACACAGAGUCUCUGAAUCAAUAAGCCAGACCAGUGGUAGACUUGGCAGUACUGCAAGUGGAGGUUUAUCUGGGAGAGUGACCAUGACCGGCAGGACCAGGGGAGGGGGCUCUUCAACCAAUUCCUCCCACUCCUCCUUCAGUCCUCAUAAGCUGGGUCACUACAGGAAUGUUUUUACCAAAGACCAGAGUACCUCUUCAAGUAGUAGUCGCUCCCGAUCUCGCUCCUCUUCACCCCACCGGCGGCAACAUCACAGGCGAAGUGACUCUGGGUCACAGUCUGAUAGCAGUCUUUCAAGUGAUGCCCGACCACUUGUACGGAGAAAUCAAAAAGGAGACAGAGGCCGUGGAGGAAGAGGACGAGGUGGUAGAGGAAAUCGAGGAAGGAGGAAUGCAGAUGAUUCUGGCACAGCACAGAAGCGUGGCCGAAGAAAAGGUGGUUGUGCGGGACUUGACUUUGAGGACCCUGAGAGAGAGUUCAAAAAGCAGAAUCGUGCUGCUAGGUUUCAAACAGGCCCAAGUGGAAAGAAAUUGCGGACAGAGCCCCUUGUUCUUCAGAUCAAUUCAUUUGAUAACCAUAGCUCUACGACAUGUGGUGAUGGCCUAGAUUGGGAAGAUUUCAAGAUUGUUGGUACCAGUCAAGAAAUUACCAAGCACUAUUUGAGGCUUACUUGUGCUCCUGAUCCCUCAACUGUUCGACCUGUUGUUGUACUUAAAAAAUCACUGCUGGCUGUAAAAAGUCAUUGGAAGACCAAUCAGGAUUAUGCCUUUGCUUGCGAACAGAUGAAGUCAAUUAGACAAGAUCUGACGGUUCAAGGUAUUCGCACUGAGUUCACAGUAGAGGUUUAUGAGACACAUGCCAGGAUUGCUUUGGAAAAGGGUGAUCAUGAGGAGUUUAACCAGUGCCAGACACAGUUAAAAGCCCUUUAUGGUGAGUCUCUGUCUGGCAAUGUGGGAGAAUUCACUGCCUACAGAAUCCUGUACUACAUCUUCACCAAAAAUUCUGGAGACAUAACUACUGAGCUAGCCUACCUGACUCGAGAAAUGAAGACUGAUCCAUGUGUAUCUCAUGCAUUAGCGCUUCGUACAGCGUGGGCUCUGGGAAACUACCACAAAUUUUUCUGUCUUUACCGUACAGCUCCUCGGAUGGGAGCCUACCUCAUUGACAAGUUUGUGGAGCGAGAAAGAAAGUUGGCUCUAAAAGCGAUCAUCAAAGCUUUUCGUCCAGCGGUUCCCAUCGAGUACAUCCAGUCAGAGCUGGCCUUUCAGACGCAAGAGGAUUGCCUGGCUUUCCUCAACGGUCUUUCCAUCUCUUAUCUCGGGAAUGAUCCCUCCAAAAUAGACUGCAAACUCAGUGUUUCUGUACUGGCCAACUUUUGAUGUUUCAGCACAUAUUCUAUUCUGCCUCAUUAGCAGAAAUAUUUAACCAGAGGAAAGUGUCUGCCAAUGUUCAUGCUGUGGAUAUUGGCAAAAUGGCUGUACCCAGAUUUGAUGGAUGGUUCCACUAAAGGUUUACACUGUACCAUGAAAAGGAGAAGGGUUCUACGAGAGGUCGGUCUUCUGAUACUCCCAAUAGUUGGAGCCCCUCCCCUGGAUAUGAUCAGUAGUCAUUGUUUGGUCUUCUUGAAGAGUGCUACAAGCAGAUUAAAGGGAAGAGACUAAAAGGCUUGUGUUGUCGCCAGAAGAUAUGGGAUUUUCUGGUAGUACAAUAUGGACAUUGUUGCCCAAAGAGGAGCUUUGCAUAAUUAUCGUGCACAGAAACUGAACAGUAAAGCUGCCAGUCGAUUAUCAUUUUCAUAAAAGAAGGCUUUGGAGUUGGUAGCAUAUGUUACCUGCCCACUUGUAAGAAGCCAGCCCUUCAUUCAGUCCAGAGCAGAUCAGCGGCCACUCCUUGGGCCAUCUUUUUUUAAAUAUUUAUGAAUGAUUUUAUAGUAAUUGAAUGAUGCUUGUGGUCCCUUGCACUAAGUAUUCAACUAUAGGAGAAAUUUGAACAUGGAGAGAGACUUGGCUGUCCUGUUUUAUAAAUUGGCUGGAAAAGGAUGGCAUUUUAUUCUGGACUGAUUACAAGAGAGCCUUAAAGUAGCUGCACUUAGCCAAGUUCACUUUAAACCUACUGCAGUUUUGAGCUUCUGUGCAGUAGAAAAUGAAAUCAAGAGAUCAAUUAGGACAAUUCAAAGUGGUAUAUAAACAUCCUUUUUUAACCGCCAUGUGGGCCGAUUUAUGUCAGGUGUUUUUUUUUUUGUUUGGUUUUUUCGUUUUUUUUUUUUUUUUUUUCCCCCGCAGAGAGUCAGUAUUUCUUAAAACCACCGAAAAAGCUCAUCUGACCUCAACCAGUUCUCAGGUCCACAUAAACUAUAGAGAGGAAGAUGCAUGUAGUAUUCGCCUAGACAAAAUGGUAUACUACUCUGUCUUUGCUCCAUAUAGUAUGCUUGUAGCAAUGUGCAGUGAACCAUUUGCAUUGCUGGACUGAGUAGUGAGGUCUUUCUUCAAAGACCAUCUUUCUCAUGGAGUUCAAAGAUCUGGUCCAUCAGGUGAAAGCAGUUUUGGGAAAGGAGAGGUGAAGAUGUUGCCGAACAACCUUUUUUCCUGCCACCAACUAAAAAUACUCUAUUGAUGUGAGGAAGAUCUGAUUGGAAGAUACAAGAGGCAUGCUGUAAGGAAGAUCUGAUUAGAAGACACAAGGCACUCCAGUUAUGUGAGAUUCAUCGGAAACUGCCGUCCUAGUUUUUCUCUUCCAGCUCAAGUGUUACGGCUCUUCAUAGCAGCUUAAAAAGGGAAAAUGAUAGCUAGUAAUAUAUAUAUAUAUUUUUUUUUAAUUCAGAUCCCAGCCAUUAGAUUUUACUCCACAUUUUCACUGUGUAAUUAGUGUUAAGUUCAUCAUGUGUUUUUAAAUGUGAAGGUGCCAAAUUGUUUGUGUGUGAGCUUUGUGUGAUUGUUUAGGCAGUUAAAAUGGUGUGCUGGCAUGCUCCACAAAUAACUCUGAGUCUCUUUCACAGUAGUUUGUCCAAUGGAUCUUGUGUGUGUGUGUGUGUGUUUUUUUUUUUUUUUAUAUAAAGUUAGCAGUUUAGAUUUUUGAGCCUCAAGCAGUGGUAUAAUUGGUAAGUCUGGAUUGCAUACUUAUUGUUGUUUUUUUUUUUUUGUUUUUUUUGCCUUUUUUUCUGUUUAAGGAAAAUUUGACAUUAGGACAGCAUUUACUUCAUAUCAACUGUGAAGUGUUUAUUCCUGUUAGCCAUAAUGUCGGUUUCCAAAUACUUUUAAAUCCCCCCAAGCAGAAAGUUAAAAAGUUCAGAUUGAAUAUAGUUGCUGAGUUAAUUUUGGGGAAACAUGGGUCCAGCUUUCGUAAAGCUCAAUUCUCAUGUUUGGACAUCUUUGAUAUUCUGCUUUGUUGCCUGCUGUAAAUCGGUAUCUUCACCACAUUACCUUGCAUUUUGUGGUGGCUUUGUUUGGUGGCUAUUCUUAUCUAGGUUCAUCGUCAUUUAUGAAGAUCAUGUUGUCUUUGUCAUGUUUGUAAGAAUUGCAUUUGUGGAGCUCGGUUGGUAUGUGCACAAGGGAUGAUGUCUUCAAGUUUAUAACAGGCCUCUUACUACUAGGGUCCCAUUGGGGUUUGAGGCUGUUUUAUGGAAUCAGGCUUUUUUUUUUUUUUUUUUUUUUUUUUUAAAAAAGAAGGAAGUCUAUAUAAUUUGUUAGUGUUUCUCAUUUAUACAUGAAUAGUUUAUGUGUUGAUAUACUUCUGUUGUGAAAUUUUUGCCUUAAUUUCUUGAAUUUCCCUGUGUGUGCUUGUUUGUGUAUGGAAUGACAGAGUAAGGGCUGGAUUGGAGAAAUAGGCAACACUUGUGGGCCAGCAGCUUGGCAGCGAUUGUACAAUCCACAUGUUUAGUGGGUUUAGCUGGGUGUUUUUGUAAUAUUUAUAUAAAACAAUACGACGGGUGUUGUAUAUUGAAAUUUUUUAGGAAUCUAUACGUAUGCUAUAAAGUAUAAAUACAGGAUAUUCAUUGAAGUUAUCAUUUUCUUACACUGAAUACAGAUAUGGUUCAGAACAUCAGCGUUUUCUGAUGAUUGAACAAUGUGCACUUUUUAUAUGCAAUUUUUAUACCUUUUUGUGUAUAUGUAUAUUGUGUAUAUAUAUAUAUAUUUUUUUUUGUUUUGUUUUGCUGGUUUACUGUCUUGUGAACACCAUGUUUGUUUCAUAUUUAUGACCAAAUUAACUUGGUUAGUUCUCAAGCUUUUUGUCUUUCAGUAUUUGAAUGGAUCGAUCAAAGGCAAGGGGGAAAUUAAUAUGAAUAUCAACAUAAAGAAUGCAAAGCAGUGAUCUGAGCACAUUCCCAUUUUUGUGGUCAGUUCAACAACAUUUUAAUCAAGCAGCAGCCAAGCAAAGCCAGUCAAGAAGAAAGAAUAUUGAAGUUCCUUUCUUUAGAAUGGCGGUCAUCACUUUAGGAAGAUCAUUUUGGAAAGAGACUUGCUAUAAAAGAGGAGUC
This is a messenger RNA of Erpetoichthys calabaricus (reedfish), 5956 nucleotides long. It is a transcript of the gene leng8, whose product is annotated as leukocyte receptor cluster (LRC) member 8. Bases 240 to 2861 code for a protein of 873 amino acids. Lineage: Eukaryota; Metazoa; Chordata; Cladistia; Polypteriformes; Polypteridae. The transcript has 15 exons. The record is from RefSeq and is a predicted model, not a curated record. Gene Ontology annotation, cellular component: nucleus.